AUGGCUUCUCUCCCGCCAUCGCUUGACCACCUUCCACCUGAAAUCACCCAUCAGAUCCUGGCCCGUCUCGAAGACGCUGACCUGCGUGCUCUUGGACUGGCCAGCAAGUGUUGGUGCUCUUUGGCCAGGCCUCACUGGGGCUGGACCAUCCAGAUUCGACUUUCCACUCCUCAACAGCUUUGUGAGGACCUGGCCACAUGGAGCCACAGGGUUGCAGUCAUUGGACCAGAGCGUGUGUCCCAGCUCAUUAUCAGUGGUGGGACCAGGAAUCCGCUUGCUGAUGAUAGGAAGAAUGUCGCUCUGGAGGCCUUGUCGGAAUUUGUUCACAAGCUCCUGUGGUUGAGUCAACUAAAGGUUGAUUGCGAGGAUUGGUUUGGGGACAGUGUGCUUCCUCGGUGCUUGUGGAAAGCACUCGAGAACCUCCCUCCCCAGUGCAAGCUCGACUACAGAAGGUUCAGCCCCCAGAGGGUUAGGAGUACCUCUCGAAUCAGCCGCGAGGACUAUGCGUUCUUAACUUCACCCAAUCUGCAUGCUGUCGAAGCCCGUUACUGUCAUUUUACAGGGACAGAGCACGGGGAAAUGGAACUUAAUUACGCCGCCGAGGCGCUGCUAGACAUGACCAGGUUCAACCGCAACAUCAAGAGCGUCAGCAUGUAUCCAUUGGGUAUUUUCCAGGAGAUCGAUCAAGUGCGAGGGCUCCUGCAGUCCUGGCCACCCUGGCCAGGCUUCAUCUUUCCCGAAGGAAUAUCACCGCCCGUGCCAGCUCAACGCGGAGCGCCCACAUCGCUUCACUGUAGGGGCGAUGCAGAGAACUUUUGCGUGUACAGCCAGCUGAUCGACUUCUCUCAGCUACAAAAGCUCAACCUUACCUCUGGUCCUGCCGACUGGCUUAUCUGCCACGCGCUCAAGCUGGGCCCAGAAGAACGUCCGGGUCGGGAAAGAGCCCCCACUUGCACGUGUACACGAAACUUGAGGCCAUACUUGAACUUCUCCUCGCUGAAGGAGCUGGUCCUGGAGAUCACUGUUACAAAUCAUGGGGCCCGGCGCGAUCUGUUAACUUCAUCAGAGCCAUACGAAGCCUUCCUUCGCCAUAUCCCGCCACUGGCGAAACUUUCCAUUCAUGGCUUUUCGACUCUGAGCUUAUUCAACACGAUUGUGUCCCAUCACGGCGGUUCACUUCGGCAGCUCAGCAUAGUACCCGAAGAAUGGCAGGCGAACGUGAUCCUGUCACUCCCUGAGGUUGUACAGUUUCAAAGCAUGCCCUUCCUGACGCAUCUCACCAUCCCUGUUCGUCGCUCUAAAGGUUCGGCCGCCGAAGUCGCCAUCUAUCACGCUCUCGGUCAGCUGCCCAAGGUGCAAGAGAUGAGUUUGUUCCUUUGCUAUCCGCUGGUCGAUCUAAUCCCUUACGACCCUGCAAGGGGGGAAUGGGACGAGGCCCCCAACGAUCCUUCGUUUGACGAAUUUGAGCAGCAGUUCUGGUACCCGGAGCAUGACACGGCACGCAUGGGACAUUUCAAGGACCUCUUAAUCAGCGGGGCCCUCGACGAGAAGUUGGCCACCAGCAUCUUCAAUCGUAUUUCCUCGGCCAAAACAGCAAGAUCGUUCCCACUUGAGCGAUUGAAACUCUUUUCGAUGGGCGGCGGUGAUGAGUGGGAUCAGAACAGCGUUGACGAUAUGAGUUUAGACUAUGUUUUCCAAGUGGUUUCGAAGUGGUGGAACAUCGAACGGGGGAGGCGCGAUGAUCAGCGCGACGUGCUAUUCACCCGCCUAAUCCGUGAGGAUGAAUUCUUUCGACGAUUCCGUCCACGAGAACCGCAGGUCCAACUCGAUUAUACGACGAAAAAGGAAGUCCUCGGCCCUUCCACCGAGAAACUCUUCUCCCACGUCUGGCCUGACUGGCAAACGCGAAACGAAGAUUGGAGGCAUGCGUGGCAUAGUUUUCCGUUGGACGAUGGAGGGAGCCUGGAAGACCCUCAAGCAGGUUGA
Capronia epimyces CBS 606.96 is the source of this 1986-nucleotide messenger RNA. RefSeq lists its product as uncharacterized. Lineage: Eukaryota; Fungi; Ascomycota; Eurotiomycetes; Chaetothyriales; Herpotrichiellaceae. The record is from RefSeq and is a predicted model, not a curated record. Bases 1 to 1986 code for a protein of 661 amino acids. Gene Ontology annotation, molecular function: protein binding. The transcript has a single exon.